Messenger RNA from Papaver somniferum (opium poppy), 1942 nucleotides. RefSeq names its product F-box/kelch-repeat protein At1g15670-like. Gene Ontology annotation, biological process: negative regulation of cytokinin-activated signaling pathway; regulation of phenylpropanoid metabolic process. Gene Ontology annotation, molecular function: protein binding. The transcript has a single exon. Bases 272 to 1354 code for a protein of 360 amino acids. Lineage: Eukaryota; Viridiplantae; Streptophyta; Magnoliopsida; Ranunculales; Papaveraceae. The record is from RefSeq and is a predicted model, not a curated record.
AAACAAAAAACCAGUCAUUCUCUAAUUCUACAAACUUCUAAGUUCAAAGUCUUCUUCUUCUUCUCAGUUCCACUUUUUCCAAUUCCAUUCUCUCCCGUCUCUAGUUUUCUCAAAAAUCAACAAACUCUAGAGCGCAGACACAAGCCACUCUUUUGUUUUUCCUUUAUUUCAGAAAACUUAUUUAAGGAGGUUGUUUAAUUUCAUUUGCAAAUCAAAAAGAAGAAAAAAACAACUGGUUUUUGAUUUUGUACUGUCAAGUAUUUUUUGUUGGAUGGAGAUAAUUCCAGGUUUACCAAAUGAGAUUGGAAGAGAAUGUCUUAUUCGAGUUCCAUACACUCAAUUCCCGACGCUUAUAUCCGUUUCGAAAAAAUGGAAGCAAGAAAUCCAAUCAAAUAAGUUUCAUCAACAAAGAAAGCUCAGAGGGCUCACUCAGAAUCUAAUAGCUUUAAUUGAAAGUGAUCCAAUUAUUGAUGAUUUAAUGCAAAACCCCGAAAAUCCCAACACACCGGUUCCCCGGCUUAGCUUAUGCGAACCAGGGAAGAAUGAAUGGGUUAUGUUACCGCCUAUUCCCGGCACCUCCUCUGAUGGAUUACCUCUGUUUUGUGAGUUUGCCGGAGUUGGUUGCUAUUUGGUUGUCAUUGGAGGCUGGGAUACUAAAACAUGGCAAGUGUUGAAUUCUGUUUAUAUUUACAAUCUUGUUGCCGGUACAUGGCGACGUGGUGCUGAUAUCCCCGGUUGCAGGAGAUCAUUCUUUGCUUGUGCAUCUGAUAUGAACCGCAAGGUUUAUAUUGCUGGUGGACAUGACGAUGAUAAGAACGCCUUGACAUCGGCUCUAGCUUAUGAUGUGUUAGAUGAUGUAUGGAUCUCACUACCAGAUAUGGCAAGACAAAGAGAUGAAUGUAAAGGCUUAUUCCAUGGUGGCAAGUUUCAUGUUAUCGGAGGAUACCACACGGAGAUGCAAGGGAAAUUCCAAAAAUCAUCAGAAACUUUCAAUGUUGAUACGGUAAAAUGGGAUUUUGUUGAAGAGGAUAAACUGGAGAGCAACACAUGCCCAAGAACAUGUGUGUUUGAUUUCAGAGGGACAUUGUACAAAUGUUGCUCACGUUAUUUGAUGCGUUUAGAUGGUUCCAAAUGGCGACAAUUCAUCGAGCUUCCUGCGGAUGUUUGUAUUGGUACUCAUGUUGUUGCAUGGCAAAAGAAGAUGUUAGCCAUUGGGUCUGGUAUCAAGGGUGGGAUACAAAAUUGUUAUGCAUUAGAGUUUGAAAUUGAUGCGAAGAGGCCAAAAUGGACGAAGUUAGAGUUAUCUAAAGAGUGUCGUAGGAUCCUACAAUCCGGAUUUAGUUUCGAAGUGUAGGACUUUAUUCUCAUCAUCAUGAUUUUGUAAUCGGCUAAUUUGUAAGAAGUGUGGGUGUGUGGGUGUUAUUUCUAAAACUGAAAAAAAAACUAAAAAUAUCUUUGUAAAACUGUAUCAGUGUAAUCAAAAAUUUGUAGUGGUAAUGGAAAAUUCGUCUCUGGAAGAUAUGGCAAGACUGACAAAUCAAAUGGAGGAGUAGCUAAACCUACCAGAUCAUGAAAUUGAAGAGGUUAUUAUCGAAAAAGGCAUUAUUCUCCCAGCAAGUGAUAUAGAUUGGAAUCUAACAAUGCUAGGAAGGAUAGUAUCAAAUUCAAGUGUUCUACAAUGGAAGUUCAUUAAUGCAGUGAGAGGAUUUGGAAACUAUCAACAAUUCCAACAAUCUCACCAUACAAGCAUCAUACAAAUGUCUACAUACUCAAAUUCCAUAAUGAAUCAGACUUUCAUAAGGUGAACGAAUUUAAACCAUGGUUUGUUAAAACAGAUGUCGCUGCUCUUAAAAUUAUCCCAAAUCAGGAAUACUAAAAGAUGAUAGUUUAUCUCUUAUCCAUGAACUGUUUUGGCUCAAAGCUAUUGAUGUACCAAUUUGAU